ACACACAGUAGGACCUACCUACCCGCUGUCACCCAGUCAUAAUACAGGAGGUUAGCUGAGCAGCACUGAACCAUGGGAAAACAGAAGAUAUUCAUGGACAAGCUGGCACAGACUUUCCAGAUCCGUAACUUGCUGCUGCGCCAGGCCAUGGCAGAGUGUCUGGGUACCCUCAUCCUGGUGAUGUUUGGUUGUGGUGCAGUGGCUCAACUGGUGCUUAGUGGAGGAUCUCAUGGCAUGUUCCUAACUGUCAACUUUGCUUUCGGCUUCGCUGCCACCCUAGGGAUCCUGGUCUGUGGCCAGGUAUCAGGAGGCCAUCUCAAUCCGGCAGUAACCUUUGCCCUCUGCCUGCUUGGGAGAGAUCGCUGGAGAAAGUUUCCAGUCUACUUCGUCUUCCAGACACUGGGAGCUUUCCUGGGCUCCGGGAUCAUCUUUGGUCUGUACUAUGACGCUCUGUUGAACUAUGCUGGUGAACUCAUUGUUACCGGGCCCAACGCCACCGCUGGCAUCUUCGCCACCUACCCUGGCAAACAUCUCACAUUGGUCAACGGCUUCUUCGACCAGACGAUUGGCACUGCAGCAUUGAUCGUCUGUAUCCUGGCCAUCGUGGACCCCCAUAACAAUCCCAUUCCCCAGGGCCUGGAGGCCUUCACAGUGGGCUUUGUGGUGCUGGUCAUCGGCCUGUCCAUGGGCUUCAACUCUGGCUACGCUGUCAACCCUGCCAGGGACCUGGGGCCACGCCUCUUUACCGCUCUGGCAGGCUGGGGCACCGAGGUCUUCACUGCCAACAAGUGCUGGUUCCUGGUGCCCAUCUUCGCCCCAUUCCUGGGCGCCAUCAUUGGUGUGGUGGUCUAUCAGCUGAUGGUUGGCUUUCAUCAGGAGGGAGAGGUUCGUGACAGGAAGAGCCAGGAUGAGAGAGUUAAACUGACCAACAUCAACUCAAAGGACGCCUUAAAGGAAGAGAUGAUAUGAGCCUCAAAACCUCCAGCAUCCUCCAUUCUCCACCACUACCACUACCAGCAUCCUAUACCCCUAAACUCUGCCUCAGUGGGGUACAGUAUGGUCUCCUUGAGGGCCGGUGGGUCCCUUUUCACUCUUAACUCUGACAGCUGUGUGUCUGUUAGUCUGUAAGGAGACAACUACAGUACGCACACACAUUAUGGACCUCAAUCUUUCUCUAUAAUGUUGCCACAGUAUAUCUAUCUCUUGUCUUACAUUGUAGCUGCAUAGUGUCCUUAAGUAAGAGGGGAGGAAGUAAACACUCAAACACAGAAUUAUAUUAAUUCAAAAUGUUUGGAAAUAAUCCAAGUUUAUAGCCUAGUGUCUUUAUCUCUUCUGUUUGGACCGUAUUUUAUGUUUUAUACUAACAUAGCGUUUGAAUGAUUCCGUUGUAUUUAUAUGCUGUGGACAGAUAGUACACGUGUCCCAAUCAAAUGAAAUAUGUACGUUUUAGUGAGUCCAUGAAUUUUAAUGUCAACCAGAGGCCUCAUGUCAUAAGAUGUUUAUACUUUAUUUUUUAUUCAUUACUAAACUUAAUUUUUAAGCCCACGUUUUAUCAGAAUUAUUUAUAAAAAGAUCUGUCAGUGUGUUUCUCUCUAGUAAGCGGUUGCUUCCAAGGUGCACCAUGGCGCAAAGAUAUGCUUGGCAGGAUGCUAUAUACUCUAGUGACUGCAGACAGUAUCGUCAGUGGAGGAGGAGAGGGGAAUGUUGAGUGACACACACAGAUUUGAUUUCAGCUGCAGGUGAGGGGCAGGACUUGAUUAUAAAUGAAUUUGAUCAAGCUAUGUAGCCUAUUGAUUCCUUCUUGAUGAAUUAAUUAAUCUCUGUAAUACUAGCCACAUAGCAAUUUUAUUAACUUGCUUUAGCUAGCCAGCUAGAAAGGUUCCCAAUCUCCUAGCCCCAUAACUAGCUACCAAGCCAUUUCAGGCUAUCAAUCAAGUUAGAGUAGCUUGUCUAUCUUAGCCGGCAUGCCUGCCGACAAGGUUGCUAGUCUUUAGGGUUAUAAUACUAUAUACCAGUGUGGCAGUUGUACUAAACUCCUAAGGCAUAAAAGUUCUAAGGAAUCAAUGAGCAUCAUUCAUUAAAAUGGCAAUUGAACAGGUAAAGAGGUAUACUUAAAUAACCUAUGCAGAACAAUAUACAUAUUUUUUUAUAAUAUAUUUUUUACAUAGAAUUAGGCAUAAUGAUUAUGCCUCUAGAUUGCAGGAAAAAGCUGUUUGAAAAAUUUUGUUUAGCAGAUGUUAUUGUGGGUGUAGCGAAAUGCUUGUGUUCAUAGUUCCAACAGUGCAGUAAUAUCUAAUAAUACACACAACUCUAAAAGUAAAAUAAUGGAAGUAAGAAAUAUAUAAAUAUUAGGAUGAGCAAUGUCGGUGUCCGGAAUAUGUGUGUAUAUAUACAGGGUUGGGGAGUAACGGAUUACAUGUCAUCGGUUACAUGUAAUGACCCCAAAAAACUGUAAAUGUACCAGUCAAAAGUUUGGACACACCUACUUAUUCAAGGGUUUUUCUUUAUUUUUACUAUUUUCUACAUUGUAAAAUAAUAAUGAAGACAUCAAAACUAUGAAAUAACACAUAUGGAAUCAUGUAGUAACCAAAAAAGUGUUAAACAAAUCCAAAUAUAUUUGAGAUUCUUCAAAGUAGCCACCCUUUGCCUUGAUGACAGCUUUGCACACGUUUGGCAUUCUCUCAACCAGCUUCAUUAGGUAGUCACAUGGAAUGCAUUGAAAUUAACAUGUGUUUCUUGUUAAAAGUGAAUUUGUGGAAUUUCUCUCCUUCUUAAUGUGCUUGAGCCAAUCAGUUGUUUUGUGACAAGGUAGGAGUGGUAUACAGAAGAUAGCCCUAUUUGGUGAAAGGCCAAGUCCAUAUUACGGCAAGAACAGCUCAAAUAAGUGCUGGUUCCUGGUGCUCAUCUUUGCCUCGUUCCUGGACGCCAUCAUUGGUGUGGUGGUCUAUCAGCUGAUGGUUGGCUUCCAUCAGGAGGGAGAGGUUCGCGACAGGAAGAGCCAAGAGGAGAGAGUCAAACUGACCAACAUCAACCCAAAGGACGCCCUAAAGUAAGAGAUGGUAUGAGCCUCAAAACCAACCAGCAUCCCCACCAGCAUAUGUGGGAACUCCUUCAAGACUGUUGGAAAAGCAUUCCAGGUGAAGCUGGUUGAGAGAAUGCCAAGCAUGUGCAAAGCUGUCAUCAACGCAAAGGGUGGCUACUUUGAAUAAUCUCAAAUAUAUAAAAUAUAUUUUGAUUUGUUAAACACUUUUUUGGUUACUACAUGAUUCCAUAGGUGUUAUUUCAUAGGUUUAAUGUCUUCACUAUAAUUAUACAAUGUAGAAAAUAGUAAAAAUAAAGAAAACCCUUGAAUGAGUAGCUGUGUCAAAACUUUUGACUGGUACUGUGUAUAUCUAUGUGUGUGUGUGUGUGUGUGUGUGUGUGUGUGUGUGUGUGUGUGUGUGUGUGUGUGUUUUCUGCAUACCUCUUUACCUUUUACCUGUCCAAUUAUCCUUUUAACGAGGGUGUCAUUCUGACUGUUGUCAAUCACACAUCUCAAUGCACUGCACUAACAUGACUAGAAUAUUACAUCCAAAUUGCAACACAGUACAUGGGAUCAUAACACACAUCCUCAGUACAUGUGGUAUAUAUCAUGGCAUCAUAAUUAAUACACAAAUAUCAUGAUAUUAUCAUAAGGUGGCAGAUUACAUUUUAAACAAAGUCUUUUUCUGAGCUGUCUGUAUGUUACUGAUCAUCCGUGUGUCUUUUUUUAUAGUUUUGAUGCCUUAUUAUUAUUCUACAAUGUAGAAAUAGUCAAAAUAAAGAACAAUCCUUGAAUGAG
Messenger RNA from Oncorhynchus nerka (sockeye salmon), 3820 nucleotides. Its product is annotated as aquaporin-3-like. Gene Ontology annotation, cellular component: plasma membrane; basolateral plasma membrane. Gene Ontology annotation, biological process: water transport; glycerol transmembrane transport. The transcript is spliced from 6 exons. Gene Ontology annotation, molecular function: water channel activity; urea transmembrane transporter activity; glycerol channel activity. Lineage: Eukaryota; Metazoa; Chordata; Actinopteri; Salmoniformes; Salmonidae. The coding region runs from base 73 to 969 and encodes 298 amino acids. The record is from RefSeq and is a predicted model, not a curated record.